This is a messenger RNA of Colletotrichum phormii, 1248 nucleotides long. Its product is annotated as FAD dependent oxidoreductase-like protein superfamily. Gene Ontology annotation, cellular component: cytoplasm; late endosome. Bases 1 to 1248 code for a protein of 415 amino acids. Gene Ontology annotation, molecular function: oxidoreductase activity. The transcript is spliced from 2 exons. Gene Ontology annotation, biological process: retrograde transport, endosome to Golgi. Lineage: Eukaryota; Fungi; Ascomycota; Sordariomycetes; Glomerellales; Glomerellaceae. The record is from RefSeq and is a predicted model, not a curated record.
AUGAGCUCAACAGUGAUACUAGGCUCUGGCAUCAUUGGCCUUUCAAUCGCAUACUACCUCGCAGACCACCAACCAGGCUCAACAAUCCACCUAGUCGACCCAUCACCAGAGCUCUUCGCCUCAGCGUCAGGGUACGCAGGUGGCUUCCUCGCGAGAGACUGGUUCUCACCCGCCUCGGCCUCCCUCGGAGCGUUGAGUUUUGAUGAGCACAAGAAGCUCGCCGAGGAGCAUGGCGGCAGGGAGAAAUGGGGUUGGUCUACGAGUACGACUUUUAGCCACGCAGCAGCACCGGUAAAGAAGGGCAAGAAAGACGCCGACUGGUUGCGGGGUGGCGGGAGCAGAGCAGAGGUUGUCGAAGCUGUCGAGACUCCGAGUAAUGGGCCACCAUGGCUGAGGAGGGAGCAUGGCGAUGACGUGCAGAUCAUCGGGGAUCCAGAAACCACGGGCCAAGUGGAUCCCCUCCGCCUAUGCCAAUUCCUUCUCCAAGAGUGCAAAUCUGCCGGCGUCCACGUCCACCACCCAGCCACAGUCCUCUCCAUCCACACCGACCUCCGUGACGAACUCUCAUCAGUCCGCAUAGGGGAAACGACGUCCUCUACAGAGACAGACGUUCCCUGUACUCGUCUCGUCAUCGCAGCCGGCGCCUGGUCGCCUCGCGUCUUCUCCCAGCUGUUUCCCGGGACAUCACUAGAGCUGCCCAUCUCCAUCCUCGCGGGGCACUCGCUCGUCUUGAAGCCAAAGCCCACCCCCUCAGACUCGAGUGAUGAGAUCCAAAAGACGACGACAGCCUGCCACGCCAUCUUCAGCACCGACGGAGCCGGCUUCUCGCCGGAGAUAUUCUCGCGGGUCGGAGGCAACGUCUACAUCGCGGGCCUGAACUCACCAUCCACCCCUCUCCCGCCUCUACCAGGCCAAGCACCCAUCUCCGCCGAAGCCAUCGCCAAGCUCAAAAGCACAGCGGCACGCAUCAUCAUGAACAGCAACGACAGCGAAUCGGACCUUGAAGUCGUCCGGGAGGGUCUCUGUUUCCGCCCGGCCACGGACUCGGGCGCUCCUAUCCUGACCCGGAUCCCGGAUGACCGGCUCGGGAGCGUCGCGACGCGUACCGGCGCCGAGGGCGGGGUGUUUCUCGCGGCGGGACAUGGGCCUUGGGGCAUCAGUCUGAGUCUCGGGACGGGCAAGGUGAUGGCGGAGCUUAUACAGGGGCGGAAGCUGAGCGCCGAUAUAUCGAGACUUGCCCUGACCUGA